AUGGCGUCCUGCAGAACCGGGCGGCUUCCAAUGCCGGAUGAUCCGCUUUUUAAUCCCACAUAUAUGCCUGGACUUCGUUCAUCGGCACGUAUUGCUGGCGUUGGACUUCUCGCAGUUAUUUGGAUCAUGUAUCAAAAACUUCAACACUCGCAUCAUUAUGUCACAUAUAAGGGACCUGAUAAUCCGUUUGCUCGUAUUCGUCAUCGCCGGUACCCUGGUGGUGCAUUUGCGUUUGGUUGGGGUAACAAUGGUUUGAAUCGCGAUUGUGGUUUGAAAGAAUGGGAGUGCUGGGCGGGUUACACUGGUAAAGAGUACACUUAUUAG
Trypanosoma theileri is the source of this 324-nucleotide messenger RNA. RefSeq lists its product as uncharacterized. The coding region runs from base 1 to 324 and encodes 107 amino acids. The transcript has a single exon. The record is from RefSeq and is a predicted model, not a curated record. NCBI's taxonomy places the organism in Eukaryota, Euglenozoa, Kinetoplastea, Trypanosomatida, Trypanosomatidae.